UGGGCAAGGGUGAAGGAAAAAGCUCUGCCGUGACACCUUAAGCCCAUUAAUUUCUCGGUCGCCAGGGGAGACGAUGCUUCUCUCCGCAUCACCAACGGAUUUGGCAAAUUGAAAAGGAAGGAGAGGCAGGAAAAGCACAAAUCCCGCUUGCCUACAGUGUUGGGAUACCUGCUGGCAGCUCGGUUCCUCUGGGUAGUAAAGCGCAGAUGCCAGCAAAGGAGAAAAGGCUCUGACGGCUGAGGCAACGCUACCAGAUUUCUGGGGAGGGCAAGACCUGAUUCGUGUUUGGUGACUUGGCAGGCCCAACUUGACUCCCUCCAUUGUACGCUCCGGCUGGAAUUAACGUCCACUUUUCCAUCAAGACCUUCGGAUCGCCUUCCUAACAGAGGCCUCUGAGGUGGCCCCUUGGGAUUUUCGUUGGCCUCCUAAAAGAGGGCCUAGAUGAUCGAGGUUGCAUCUAAAUCUGUUGUGCGGCAACGUCCAUAAUAUCUAGACCACCGGCCUCUAUCUAGGAUCACCUCCAUCCUCCUUCCUUGGCUGCAAAACCCAUUCCGGACUGCUCUCCCUACCCCCAUCCCUUUCCCAUCCGCCAGAGCCACCACAGCUGUGGAGAUGGCCUUGCAUUGGGCGUUGCUCUGCCUCAUCUUCUCCCCACUGAUGCCGGCCACUGAAUACGGCUUGCCCAAAUUCAUCUGCAGCCCUAUGCCUCUGGAUAUGGACAACGGCUGCCAGUCAGCCAGCCAGCAGCGACACGGAGCAGGGGCUAACAGUGCAGGCACUGGGCACUGGGUAGGGACUCUUGAGGAAGCCAAGGAAACCAUCCUGCACCUGCGGGAGACCGUGGUGCACCAGAAGGAGACGAUCUUGGACCAGCGGGAGACGGUGCGGGAGUUGACAGCCAAGCUGAGCCGCUGCGAAGCCCAUUCCCGGAGACAUGUUGGGGAGCACCAUGGUGGUCACCAUGAAGAGAACCACAGCCAUGGGCAUGGGCAUCACGAGGGAGUCCACAGAGGCCACCACGAGGGUGGGCAUCGGACCCACCAUGAGGAUGGUCACAGGGGACAUCAUGAGAAUGCACACCAAGGCCACCGCGAGGAUGGGCAUCAGGGCCACCAUGAAGAAAGUCACAGGGGACACCAUGAGGCUGGGCACCGAGAUCCCCAUGAAGGCAUCCAUGCCCGGGAGAACGAGUACCACCAUUUUGGGCAACGGGAGCACCAUGAACUACAGGUGGGGCACAGCAACCAUGAUGCCUUUCGCAAGGGGGCUGCUGCUGCCAACACCAUGGAAGACCCACCCAAGGAGACAUCUGGGGUGAACCAGAUGGAGAGGAUGCUGGAAUCCCUCAAGGAGAGACUGGAGCAUCUUCAGCACAAUCGGAACAGCUCUGUCUUCUCCACGUCCCUGCGCGAUGCUCUCCAGAAAAAGAUAAGCAUCUUGGAGCAUCAGAUCCACGAGAAAUCAAACACCUCUGAGCAUCACACGGUGGGUGUGCCAACAGCAGCAGGGCUCAGGCACAAGCACGUCUCUCAUGGGCACAGUGUUGAGAAAGGAAACAAGGUGGAGAAGCAGUCUGAGGACUUCCGGGUGGGCUUCCCCCUCCGCACUAACUACAUGUACGUCAAGGUGAAGCGUACGCUCCAUCACGAGAUCUUUGCCUUCUCCAUCUGCCUCUGGCUCAAAUCCAGUUCCGCACCGGGAAUGGGCACCCCUUUCUCCUACUCUGUGCCAGGCCAGGCCAACGAAGUGGUCCUCAUCGAGUGGGGAAAUAACCCCAUGGAACUGCUGAUCAAUGACAAGGCCGCCACAUUACCUCUGGCCAUUAAUGAUGCUAAGUGGCACCACAUCUGUGUGACCUGGUCAACCCGGGAUGGCAUUUGGGAGUCUUACCAGGAUGGAGUCCGGAGAGGGAGCGGAGAGAACCUGGCUCCCUGGCAUCCGGUGAAGCCUGGGGGUGUUUUUGUACUGGGCCAGGAGCAGGACACUCUGGGUGGCCGCUUUGACGCCACUCAAGCCUUCAUUGGGGAAAUCUCAGAUUUCAACAUGUGGGGCCACAUCCUGACACCAGGCGAGGUUUACAAGAUGGCUACCUGCACCAGCUACGCCGGUGGCGACAUCAUCAACUGGGCUGAAGCCUCCAUGGAGCUUCACGGAGGAGUAGUCAAGCUACCAUUUAAUGCCUGCCACUGAGAGGCUAUGAAGGAAGAGGGACUUCUGGGUUCUGGAGA
Podarcis raffonei (Aeolian wall lizard) is the source of this 2228-nucleotide messenger RNA. RefSeq names its product neuronal pentraxin-1-like. The record is from RefSeq and is a predicted model, not a curated record. Lineage: Eukaryota; Metazoa; Chordata; Lepidosauria; Squamata; Lacertidae. The transcript has 5 exons. The coding region runs from base 613 to 2190 and encodes 525 amino acids.